This is a messenger RNA of Symbiodinium pilosum, 194 nucleotides long. NCBI's taxonomy places the organism in Eukaryota, Dinophyceae, Suessiales, Symbiodiniaceae. The record is from the annotation of a GenBank genome assembly.
GUACAUCUUCAGCUUCUUAUCGCGCACGGGCUAUGGAACAAUUGCAGGCCUCGAUGUGGCAGCGCGGCGGACGCAGGCAGCUCUGGCCUCCAGCUGUGUCUGGCUGCUGGCUGCAUUCUGCCGGGCAAUGGGCUACGGAUGCUUCUCUGCUGAAAUACUCUGGGAAUGGUGCAACGCGGACCCGCUGUUCAUAG